Messenger RNA from Mauremys mutica (yellowpond turtle), 974 nucleotides. RefSeq names its product interleukin 26 (gene IL26). The coding region runs from base 1 to 513 and encodes 170 amino acids. The transcript has 5 exons. Lineage: Eukaryota; Metazoa; Chordata; Testudines; Geoemydidae. The record is from RefSeq and is a predicted model, not a curated record.
AUGAGACUGUAUUCUCUUUUCAGGUCUGGUCUUCUUUUAGUUCUACUGUGUCUUUUCAUUGCUGAAGGCAAAAAGGCAUCCUCAGGCAAGAACAGCUGUCGAAAAGGAAUGAUCUCCAAAGUGACAGAGAACCUAUAUGUCAAGGCAACUACUUUAAAAGCAUCUAUUCCAAAAGAUCUCAUCAAGAACAGGAGAUUGUUAAAAAAGACAACCAAAAAGUUGUUUAUGAAAAAUUGCAGCGUUCGAAAUCAGCUUCUCUCAUUCUAUGUGAAAAAUGUUUUUGGAGGUCUUGGUAUUGGAAGUGACAAGGUGUACAUAGUUAGCGCCUUUCAGACCCUGCAGGAGAACCUAAGCAACUGUCUACCGUGUGCUCCAACCACUAGAAUAACUACGGCUGUCAAAAAAAUAAAGAAAACGUUUGAUAAGCUUGGAGAAAAGGGCAUCUAUAAAGCCAUCAGUGAACUUGAUAUUCUCCUUCCCUGGAUUCAGACUUACAUAGAAACCAUCAAAUAAAAGUCAAGGAAAGUGACACAAGGAAAAUGCCACCAUCCUGUGCACGCUAAUCAAAACAGAAAAGCACUGCAAGUCAUCAGAAAGAGGAUUAUGCAAUCAGCCUGGCAGCAAUUGUAUCACACUGAAAAAGCGGUUUUGGUCCAUAAUGUCGUCAAGGCUGGGGUUUCCAAGAGCGCUCAGAGUUGGUCUAACUGUUCCCACUGAAGUCAAUGGUGGGAGAAAAUUCAGGCCUACUGGAGCACUUUUGAAAGUCCCACCCAAAGACCAUACAUUCCAGUAGCAGAACCAGCAAAUUAGUACAGUACCACUGGCAGCUGACAUAGCCCUUGCUAGUACUUCACUCAUUGCUUUGUACUUCGGGAUAAAGCGCUAUAUCUAGUGAUUUUAGUUUCAGCACAAGUGGUUCUAAUUACCUCACUGGCAUUUGUCUUUAAGACUUACUUUUGUGCUUUGUUACAGAU